Messenger RNA from Lodderomyces elongisporus, 2259 nucleotides. Its product is annotated as divalent metal ion transporter. Gene Ontology annotation, cellular component: plasma membrane. Gene Ontology annotation, biological process: iron ion transport; intracellular manganese ion homeostasis. NCBI's taxonomy places the organism in Eukaryota, Fungi, Ascomycota, Pichiomycetes, Serinales, Debaryomycetaceae. Gene Ontology annotation, molecular function: cadmium ion transmembrane transporter activity; manganese ion transmembrane transporter activity. The transcript has a single exon. The record is from RefSeq and is a predicted model, not a curated record. The coding region runs from base 1 to 2259 and encodes 752 amino acids.
AUGUCGCUACUAUCCACUCUUCUCAAAACAUGCAACAUCCGAGGGUUACUACCGAAGAUCAAAAAAUACUCCAAAUUCAUAGGACCUGGAUUGAUGGUUAGUGUUGCGUUUCUAGAUCCCGGUAAUUAUUCUACUGCUGUGUCAGCUGGUAAUGCUUAUAAAUACAACUUGUUAUUCUCGAUAUUAUUGUCCAACUGUCUAGCAAUAUUCUUGCAGUCGUUAGCGGCAAAGUUGGGAGCCGUUACAGGGCUAGACUUGGCAGCUAAUUGCAAAGAGCACUUUUCAUUCAAACUAAAUGUCGUUUUGUACAUCAUGACAGAAAUUGCCAUUAUCGCUACCGAUUUAGCCGAGGUUGUCGGUACAGCUAUUGCUUUGAACAUAUUGUUCAAUAUCCCGUUGUUUUUAGGUGUAAUCAUCACCGUCAUUGAUGUCUUGAUCGUUUUAGCAGCAUACCGACCAAAGGGCCCGCUCUUGUUCAUCCGUGUAUUUGAAGCAUUCGUUUCGGUAUUGGUUGCUGCGACUGUGGUGUGUUUUGGUAUAGAAUUGUACCAAGUUGGCCAUGACGAGUCAAUCAACCUCUCUGUUGUUGAAGUUUUCAAGGGCUUCUUGCCGAAUGAAGAUGUUGUCGAUAUGUCUGAGAGAGAAGGCGGUAAUGGAUUAUUCUUGAGUUUAGCAAUUUUGGGUGCCACAGUGAUGCCGCAUUCCCUUUACUUGGGCUCUGGUUUAGUGCAGGCAAGAUUGAAAGAUUUCGAUAUCAAGCACGGCUAUUAUAUUCCUUGGAACUCUAAGCUGCGAAAUUCAGGGGCAUCUCUACACAGUGAUUUUACCAUUGCAGAUACAGAGACAGAUGUCGAGACAGAGAAUGGGGCAGAGAAUGAUAAUAAUCUUCAUAUAGAGUCUAAUGAUGACGUUACUCCUGUGAUCACUCCUAUUGAACCAAUUAGACCCCACCAGGCUACCUUUGAAAGAGCCGAUGAGACAACUUUACAAGUGGAUGAGGACGAGGACGAGGACGAUGAAGAGGAGAAUGAUCACUAUAGGCCAUCGAUCCAUGCUAUCAAAAGCACUUUGACUUAUACAAUUACUGAAUUGGUUAUUUCUCUUUUCACCGUCGCAUUAUUUGUCAACUCGGCUAUAUUGAUAGUUGCAGGCGCCACAUUAAGAAGCUCGAAGAAUUCUCUGCGCGAUGACCAUGACAAUGACCACAACAAAGGCUACGAUACUGACGACUCCGACGAUGAAGAUUACGAGAAUGCCGAUUUGUUUACAAUUUACCACUUGUUAUCCAAACACUUGUCGCCCACAGCAGGUUUUGUUUUUGCACUCGCUUUAUUAUGUUCGGGACAAAGUGCUGGAGUUGUUUGCACUUUAGCAGGUCAAAUGGUAUCUGAAGGAUUCUUGUCGUGGAGUUUGCCUCCGGUAACUAGAAGAUUGAUUACACGUGGAUUAGCAAUUGCGCCGUGUUUGCUUGUUGUCCUUUUCGCUGGCAGAGAAGGCUUGGCAAAGACAUUGAAUGCAAGUCAAGUUGUUUUAUCGUUGCUAUUACCCAUUGUAAGUGCACCAUUAAUAUGGUUUACUUGUGACAAAAGGACUAUGAGAGUACCGAUUUUCGAAAGGGAUGGCGAUGAGGAAGUUGACGUUCUUUAUAAUGCCGGUGAAGAUUAUGAACAUUGUGGUGUAUCCUAUCCUUCUUCUUCAUUAUCAUCAUCAUCGUUGUUUUCGUCGUCAUCGUCAUCGCCCGCAUCUGCAUCUGCAACGGCAACGGCAAUGGCACCAUCGUCUUCAUUACCAUCUUCGCAGAAGGCGCCAAAAAGGUUUGCAAGCACGCAACCAGCAAUUCGUCUACAAGAUUUGCGCAAUUCACACCCAUGUGCUGGAUGGGAAGAGGACGACGAUGAAGACGAAAAUUUGAAUCACCCACAAUCACAUGGCAAAUAUGACGAAGAAAGUCGACGUCUUAUUGCAAGCACAAAGUCCGCACAAAACCCAUAUUUAAACACUGCAAGUACUAUUAAGUCAAGAUCAAACUCAGUUAGUCAAGCAACUGCAGACUUAUCUGACUCUAGUAUAUCCAAAAAGUCUCCGCAUGUACAAUCUACUGCUGCUAAACAAGUGCAAUUUGAUGAAGGGAUUUUGCGGGUCAAGGGCUUCAAGGAUUUUAGCAAUGGUGCUUUUACAUCUGUUUUAGCAAUACUUAUAUGGGCAUUCAUAACAUUGCUAAACUUGUAUUUGGUGGUAAAUAUGUUUUUAGAGGCAUAA